AUGAAACCUAAGGUGAAGAAAGAGCAAUCUUCCACAUCAGGUCAAGCUUCGGAGGAAGAUCCUCAACCGAUAGCCUUUGCUAAAAAACAUAGAUUCAAAGACACAUUAGCAUUAUUUGUUGUGUUUUUAAGCUUUAAUCAUUUUUCAUCUCUUUGUUUAUUAUUUGCGUUUGUUAUAGCCACACAAUGCAGAAACUUUAUUGCAAAUUGUUUCAUCUCAUUAUUUUUAUCAAAGAAACCGUCUCCAUGUAUUACAGAGGUGGCACAUUUAGAUCAAGUUGAAACGAGAAAGAAAUCUGAUUCCAAUACCUUACCUGGUAAGAAAACAUUUCGUCACACUUCAAGUCAAUCAAUUUCAAAUGCAUCUACGUUGACAAAUCAAACUAUUAAGAAAUCUGUAGAUGGAAAAUCUAAGAUAUCUCUCCCUAUCUUAUUGGCAGAAAUUAUAGUCGCAACAAUACUAAAAUUUUUUGGAGGCAGUUAUUUUAUUAGUCCUAUUGAAAAUUUAGCCAUGUCCACAUUAGCAUCCUUUUUGAUCAAUGACCCUAGCGACUGUCUAAGUUACGCAACUUCAUGCUCCGUAUUAUAUGCUGUGGUCUUUAACCUUUGUCAAAAACUAUCCCCUUUCUUAAAUGCUAGGAAUUAUUUGUUAUGGAAACCACCCUUCCAUUGGGACCCUUCUUCUACUACUACCAAUAAUUUUGGGGGGACUAAUGGAUAUAAUAACACACACUCAUGGUUGAAUUUAUUUUUUCCCUUGAAACUUAUCUAUAUUAUGAUUUAUCCACAGUGGCUAACAUUAUUUGAAAAAUAUAUUAGGCACCUGCGCUACUAUCUCUGUUUUCAUAUAAUAGUUUAUCAAUUUACACAAAGUUUCAUGAAUCCAUAUUAUUACAAUGAAGCAUCCACAUCAACAUCCUCUUCCAAGAAUCGUUCCUCUAAUCCUUUAUUCAAGGGAAAAUCAUUUUUGAAAAAUGAAAACUUGAACAGAUCAACACAGAGGGUAGCUUCGAAUGGUUCGAAUAGAGUGGUCUCGUCAGGGAACAGUAAUACCAAUCCACAUUAUCAACCUGAAACUCCAAAUGUACAACAGCAACAACAACAACAGAAUAACUCUAAUGAAUCAAGAGCACCACAUUUAAUUAAUAAUCUAAAGGACGCUACACCAACUCCUUAUUUCACUUCCACAGUUAAGAAUUAUAAGGUUUUUGAUCCCAUUGUCACCGUGGCUGAGGAUACCAAUUUACAGGCUGUAACCACCACCUUUGAUGAUAACGAAAAUAAUUUGAACAAAAAUAUAAGUACUAAUUCUACAGAUAACACCACAUUUAAGAAUCAACUUUUCGAAAUGGAAAUUGAUUUGGAUAAUAUUAACCAAGAGACUAAUAAUUUGAGGACAGACUUGACUGUGACAAGCAAUCUUGAAAAUUUUAUUAGACAUUUAUUCAAAAGGAAAAAUCAACAUUUGAUUCCUCCUUUAUGGUCCAUGUUUGUCACUCUGAAAACCACCAACUUUGAGAAGAAAUACUUGAAUCAGUAUAAAAAAGUCGUUAACAAUACUUUAACUCCCGUGAGUUCAUAUGCCAAUGCUAAUGAAAAUGAACCUCAAUCUAAUAUUACUCCAAUUAACUCUAAUAAUAGUAUUUCGCAUACAGUGAUUACCGAUCCGUCGGAUACGUUGGCAAGAAAGAGUGUCUUCAAUAAUGCGGACCCUGCAAAGGCAAUGGCAAUAAUUGCACAAACCACUUCUGAUGACUACGACCAAUUAAACUUGGUAUCUACCAGAAUGAACAUUUUUAACAGAGACGAUAAUGAGUACAAAGUUUGUAUCAUUGAUAUUGGUACCCACUCAAUUACUUUUCAUAUUGAAAACUUGCACGAUGGUGAACUAAUCGUCCUAGUGAAUGGUCUUAUUUGGUCCGAAGUUUCAUGCGCUCUGAUCUUGGAACGUGUUGGGGAAGAAUAUGUCGUUGUAAGUGGACUGGUUCCUUCAUGUUCCUAUGAUAUUCAAUUCGUUAAUAGAUUAGAUCAAACUGAUGAUUAUUUGAUCUCUGAUUUAAUGAUCAGGACAAGUAGUAUACUUAACAAUGAUUCUUCUAAUGACAAAACUGAAGUCUCUGAAAAUUUUGAAAAUUUAGAUUUCAGUUUCCCCUCAUACUAUCAUAGAAAAUUUUUGUCCCCAUUAUUGACUUUGAAGCAUUCUGUUUUAACAACUAACGCUAAUUUAGCUGAUGAGAGAAAUAAAAUAAAGAAGACAAAGAAAGAAAUUAACAAAAAAUUGAACUCUUUAAGACAGGAGAUCGAUCAUUUUAAAGGAAAAAUUGAACAGAAUGCAACCAACGAUGAAAAGAACACCUCAAAGGUUGAUAAUUUGAAGAUUGCAUUGCAACAAAAUGAGAAAGCUUUGAAGCAAUUGGAAGAAGAUUUGAAACGGGCAUCCGAAAAGGAACUUGCUUUAGAAGAAGAUUACUUAACUAAAAAAGAUUAUCAUUUACAGAAGGAAUUGGAAUUUAGUAAAUUGGAAGAAAGUUUGAAUAAAGAUUUGUCUCUUGUGAAAGCAAAAGAAACCAAAUUACAGAAUGAAUAUAAUCAAUUGUCAUCUAAAAAAGAUAAACUGUCAUUGAGACAUGAGAAAUUACAAAAAGAGCUGGAUGAAAACAAUGAACUCUUCACUGUGGUAAAGGAACAAUUUGUCGUCAAAAGAGAAAAUGAAAGAUUAAAGAGACAGGAGGCUAGAAUUCGUGAAAUUAGUGAUUUUGAAUUAGGAAUCAAGGGUUUAGAACAAGAUAUAAGUCGUUUGGAUGCUGAAAAUGAUCACAUCCAAGGAUUAUUGAAUGGAUUUUAA
Naumovozyma castellii is the source of this 2844-nucleotide messenger RNA. It is a transcript of the gene NNF2, whose product is annotated as Nnf2p. The record is from RefSeq and is a predicted model, not a curated record. The transcript has a single exon. The coding region runs from base 1 to 2844 and encodes 947 amino acids. NCBI's taxonomy places the organism in Eukaryota, Fungi, Ascomycota, Saccharomycetes, Saccharomycetales, Saccharomycetaceae.